Molecule: messenger RNA, 2877 nt
Organism: Durusdinium trenchii
Lineage: Eukaryota; Dinophyceae; Suessiales; Symbiodiniaceae
Source: the annotation of a GenBank genome assembly
GAUCAUUCGAGGCGCAGACUGCCACUUGGCUGCAGCCUUUAUAUAAAUGGCUCUGCUGUGUAGAGGUGGUAAAGGCUUCUUGCAAAGGCCACAUUUGAGGUUGUUCAUCUAGCCGAGUAAGCUGCAAAUGAUCAGGCGUUUGCUUGCUCCAAUUGCAGUGCUGCAGCCAUUUCAGCCAUUUUCAUUGACUGCGGGCGCCCUCAGCCAUGAACACCCAGCAAAUCGGAGUUUUUCUCCUGCUUUUAUCCAUAAGUGGUGCAGCAGAGGUGCCAAAAGAGUCCGUGACCUUCUCUUUGCACGACUACAAUGAUCUUUACAGACGGGCUGAGUUGAAGGACUUGCAGAGGCAAGUGGUUGAUGAGAGAGCGGAUCUGCAAAGAGAGAAGAAGGAACUGGAGGAUCGCUACCUGAAACAGCAAAGAGCUCGAGUGGAACGACUGGAGGUGCUUCCACAGAAUUGGCAGCUCCUCAGACACAAAGCCGAAGGAGAAUGUCAAUUGCAGCAUGGGCAAGAGAGGGCUCCAGCAACUUACAAUUUUAUCAUGGACUUUCGAAUCUUCGAGAACCAAUGGACAGCGAUUCGCCUCAUCGAUGCCCAGACGAUCGUGACCGACUGGUCCAUCCAACGACGUCCGGCGGUCUCCGCCGCGGAGUUGGAGUUGGUGACCUUGGGCCUUGACAGCUUUUUGACCGUGCAGCGACGGCCAGAGGUGGAAGAGGCCGAGGCCUGGGAAGAUCAUACCCUGGUGACGAACGUCUCUGGUGUCUACAGGAUUUCUUUCCGAGCCCAUUCACAAGUGCGCAGCAAUCGACAACUGCAGACGUUGCAGCUGAAUCUUCUACACCCCAUUACAGAGACCAAGCUUCGGCUGGGCACGCAGCAGGGACGGAUCAGGGAGAUUUCCGUGGAGCCCAGCGCGCAUUGGGAGACCAAGGAGGCUGCCAACGUCACGGACAUGGAGUUAAAGCUCCCGAGCACCAAGCAGCUCAGCGUGAAAUGGCGUAUUGUUCCUCGAGAGUCUGACGAUGGACUUGGAGGUCUGGAAGCUGCUUCGCCCGACACACAAGCAGCUCAAGUUGAAGCCAGCGUAGUGCACGAUGCUUUGCAUUCUGUGGACGAGAGUAUACUUCAAAGCCUGCACUCCUUCAAGUAUGUCUUAGAUUCAGAACAGUCGCUGAACCAAAUCGAGAUUCACUUUCCUGGAUCCGAGCGCAUCACGAGUGUGGUUGCACCGGGCAUGACCACCUGGAAGACGAGUCCGCUGAACACUACGAACUUAGAAGGCAGCAAAGUCCGGAUUUCGUUCAAAAGCUCUGCAAUCUCCAAAGAAGUGAGCAUUCUGGUGACCACAGAGCUUUCAGUCGCACAACAUGGACUUAUCCGAUUGCCAACGGCGUACUGUCAACGCGUGCUGCGCCAGUCUGGCACCAUGGCUGUGGUGAAGCUUUCGAACAUUGAGUUGCAUCAGGAGGCCGCUGCAGGAGUAGCACGACUGGGCUUGGACCAGGUGCCUCUGCACAUGAGCAGCAGGGCAGGAAGGCCAAUCAUUUUGGCGUACAAGUUCCUGGCUGCAGCUCAUGCAGUGGAUCUCUCAGUAAUCCACCAUGAGGAGCUCAACACUUUGGAGUCUGUCGUGGAUACGGCACUCUAUAAGGUCCUGGUCGUGGACGGCCAGUUGAUGCACAGUUUGAUGCUCCAGCUGCAGAACACUCAGCGCCAAUACAUGGCAAUCCAAGGAAUUGCCCAGAAUGCCACCAUUUGGACCACCCGGGUGAACAGCAUGGACUCGAAGUUGGCCUCUCAAGGUGCCGCGCUGUUGGUUCCUCUGCAAGCUGGUGCUGGUGCUCAAGCAAAGUCGUCCGUGGAAAUCGCUUGGGUGGAACCACUCGAGCUGCAGCGGAAUGGCACCGUCCGGCUGAAACCUCCUCGCUUGGACAUGCCCAUGGCUGCCUUGAGCGUGGAGGCGUAUGGGAUUUUGUCCUCUCGCAGAGAGCCAUUCUCGGAGUCUGUCACCCUAAGAAGUGCCCUCCAGGUCUGGUUCCCCAAGGAAUACGAGGUGAACUUCACGACGACCAUGCGACAGGUGGAAACUUACUCCCAGCGUCAGCCCAGCGCUGUGAACUACAAGACGGAAUCCCACGUGGUUGAGCAGGAUUUCGACUUCGCAUCGGUGCCGAGAAGCAAGAAUGCUGGCGUGAAGAGUAAGAUGCCAACGGCGGGAAGCCGUUGGCGCUUUGAACAGCUCUUGGUCGUUGAUGGAAAGGCUGACCUGGAGAUAGCCUACCAGCAGCCGCGUGAAGUUCCGGUCAGCUGGCAGAAGUACUUUGGAAAGCUCUGGGAACAUGUCCUGUGAGAGACAUCGGUCGGAUCUCCAGGAUGUGCCAGUCGCAAUUUUUGGGACGGGCGGCGCUUUUGAACCGUCCAUGGUCCAAACAUGGAUUCCAAAUUUGGAAAGGACAUCAGCUUUGUAAAGAUGUCGUCUCCUCACUGUACAGACUUAUUGGCUUCCAAAGCACCUGCCCAUGCCGUUGGGCUUCCAAAAACGGCUCCCUUGCCAGUUGGAAAAGAUGAUGUGGUCUGCUGCGGGAUCGCGCAUUCCUCCAUCCACUCCGUGCGGACAAUUCGCUCUGUGUGGGUUGAUGCUUUGUGUGUUUGACAGCAUGGCGACGCCAAUUUGCAGAUUCUACUCCAAGAUAACAAGAAAACAUGGACUUUUCCUCACCCACUCAUUCUCAAAAUGUGUGAAUGAAGUCUGAUGGCCAUGGAUGGCUGAGUCCUUGCGAAUGCUCGGCCCAAUUGCCACAACCAAGGGCUAACUUUCCAAGAAUGUUGUUUUGUGUUGGCAUCAGCUCAGCAAGGUACUCAGUGUCAUUUAG